Abrus precatorius (Indian licorice) is the source of this 2323-nucleotide messenger RNA. Its product is annotated as clathrin interactor EPSIN 1. Gene Ontology annotation, cellular component: clathrin vesicle coat; plasma membrane; endosome. Gene Ontology annotation, molecular function: clathrin binding; phospholipid binding. Gene Ontology annotation, biological process: endocytosis. Lineage: Eukaryota; Viridiplantae; Streptophyta; Magnoliopsida; Fabales; Fabaceae. The transcript has 11 exons. Bases 178 to 1884 code for a protein of 568 amino acids. The record is from RefSeq and is a predicted model, not a curated record.
AUAAAAGAGAAAUAAAAAAUAAAAGAACGACAAGAGUGUAUUAGAUCUCAAAUCCUUGCUACUGGAAGCAUAGCCAUCAGAAAUCCAAUUUGCUGCAAUUAACAUUACCCCUUUCUAUUUUGUUACCUUUUUCUUCAGAUCAGAUCAGAUCCACAACGUUUCGUUCAUAGAUCCACCAUGGAUUUCAUGAAAGUCUUCGAUCAAACCGUUCGAGAAAUAAAGAGAGAGGUGAAUCUGAAAGUGCUCAAGGUUCCCGAAAUCGAACAGAAGGUAUUGGAUGCAACUGAUAAUGAACCUUGGGGUCCUCAUGGUACUGCACUGGCAGAGAUUGCACAGGCCACCAAAAAAUUCACUGAAUGUCAGAUGGUCAUGAAUGUCCUUUGGACAAGACUGGGUGAAACUGGAAAAGAUUGGCGUUAUGUAUACAAGGCAUUAGCUGUUAUAGAGUAUUUGGUUGGACAUGGAUCUGAACGAGCGGUUGAUGACAUUAUAGAACAUACUUUUCAGAUCUCAGCACUUUCUAGCUUUGAAUAUGUUGAGCCUAGUGGGAAGGAUGUCGGACUCAAUGUCCGGAAGAAGGCAGAAAAUAUUGUGUCCCUUUUGAAUGAUAGAGAUAAGAUACAUGAAGCCAGAAAUAAAGCUGCUGCCAACCGUGACAAGUAUGUUGGAGUUUCUUCUAGUGGAAUCACAUACAAGUCUGGUUCAUCCUCAUAUGGCAGCUAUCAGAGUAGUGGUAAAUAUGGAGGCUUUGGUUCUAGAGAUGGUGACAGGUUUAGUGAUAGCUAUAGAGACAAGGGGUCCUAUGAAGAACAAAAGGAUGAAAAUGAUUACCCUGGAAAAUCACGCCAUGCCAUUGCAAGUGAUGAUCAAGAGAACUCUUUCAAGAAGGGUUCUGCACGUUCUGUCAGCAAAAGUCAGGAGAAUAUGUCACCUAGAGUAUCAAAAUCAUCAACUAAUGCAAAAGUCUAUGAUAAUUAUGGUUCAGUUUCUUCUCAAAGUUCAAGUGUACCUGCAAACAAUACUGAGGAUGACAUGGAUGAUUUUGAUCCAAGAGGAACUUCUACUAAGGCUUCAGCCACAAGCUCUAAUCAGGUUGAUCUCUUUGGACAAGAUUUAAUUGGUGACCUUAUGGAUGCUCCAACAUCUGUUCCUGUAGAGAAGCCAGCAACUAAUAAUGUGUCGGAGGUCGAUCUCUUUGCAGAUGCAACAUUUGUAUCAGCAGCACCUCAUGAGGACAAAGGAGCUAGUUCUCAACCACAGGCUGAGGUGGAUCUAUUUUCUUCGCAACCAGCCAUUCCUUCUGUUACACCAACAGUUGACUUGUUUUCUAUUCCUGAACGAGUAGAGCAGCCAGACAUCAAGUCAGAGAACUCUGGUCCUAUGAAUAACAGCACAUUUGAUCCCUUUGCUGCUGUUCCUCUUAAUAAUUUUGAUGGAUCUGAUAUUUUUGGUGACUUUACAUCUCAAUCCGAUUCUGUAUCUUCACAGCCUUCCAAUAAUGUUGUCAGUGAUAGCAAGCAUGAUAAUAUAAAUGGUCAAUCCUUAGCAGACUCUAAAGUUUCACCUAAAAAGGAUACUUUCCAGGUGAAGUCUGGCAUCUGGGCUGAUUCACUAAGCCGUGGACUGAUUGAUCUCAAUAUAACUGCUCCCAAGAAAGUAUCCCUUGCAGAUGUUGGGAUUGUGGGCGGAUUGAGCGAUGGAUCAGAUGAAAGGGAGAAAGGCCCUCCACCUUCAUUUUUCAUGGGGAGAGCUAUGGGUUCAGGAUCUGGUCUUGGUAUGUCAAACCAACAAUAUCAAUUCACUCCUUCACAGCCAGCAGCUGGAGACGACAUAUUCUCAAACCUUAGCAGCCAACAAUAUCAAUUUGGUGGGUUCCAAAAGUAACAUUCUCAAAUUUUACACUCAUCCUGUCACAUUUUCCUUCAUUCUUUGUGUGUAGGCGUUACCGAGCUUGUCACCUUUUGGCAUGGUUUUGUACUUGUGAUUAUAUUAUGUUAAAUUUUAAGUUACUGUUGCGUCUAAAACGCUGUUUACAUCUUGAUUGAUUGCAAUUUCCCGCAGACUGUAGUGAAAUAUAUGGUGGCACUACUUAUGGGUUGUAAAAUAUCCGCGUCAACAAUAAGGUUGCUGUUGACAUGUUAGCCAUCGCUUAGAGAUAAACAUAUGAAAGCUUAUUUCCCCUUGUUUGUUCGGUCGGGCCAAACUUCAACAUUUAACCUCUCUUGCUUGCUUUUUUUUAUUCUUUUUUGGUGUCAGAACCUUCCUUGCUUGCUUAAUCUGGUGUUUAUGCCAAUUAUUUAAUUUAAAGGGGCGUGGAGCCACU